AAUAAUAAGAACACAAAUAAUUAUAAUAACAACAGUUAUAAUAACAAUAAUUUUUUUAAUAACAAUUAUAAUGAUAAUAAUUAUAAUAAUAGUAAUAAUAAAGGAAUGGGAAAUAAAUAUGAUAGGAGUUUAAAUUAUUUAAAAAAAGAACAUGAUAUGGUUGAUUAUGAAUAUAAUAAUAAAGGUAAUAUAAGAAAAAAUGAUUCGGAGAAAUAUUGGGAUAAUCCACCUUUGCAUUAUUCUAAGAAAAAUAAUUAUGAUAUUUUUACUUUGGGAGAUAUUAAAAAGUAUGCAAAAAAUAAUGAGAAGAAAGGAAAUAAUAAAUUUAUGAAUAUGAAUGAUAAUAACAGUAAUAAUAAUAUGAAUAGUAAUAGUAAUAGUUAUAAUAAUAUAUUUAAAGAUAAUGAUGAAGAAAACUUAACCAAAAGUAAUUUUGCAAAGUGGUUUAAGAAUAAUAAUAUGAAUGUUAAUGAAAAUACAGACAUAAUAAAAUAUCUGAAUAAUAAAAAUAGUAUCAUGUACAUAAUAAAAUAUAUAUCAUAUAUAUAAAUAUAUUGUAAUUUAUUUUUUAUAUACAUUUAUAUAUAGAUAAAAAUAUGUACAUAUAAAAAUGAAGCUUCUUUUAAUACAGAUAAUAUAAACACAAAUAAUGGUAGGGAAGAAGAAAAAAUUAGUAAUACUGUUGCUGAAUUGUUAAUGAAACAGAUUUCUAUGAUUAAAGAACGUAAUAAAGGUAUGGAUGUUAUGGAAAAAAAAAAUACGUUUGGUUUUUUAGAUAACAAUUAUCAGAAUUAUGGAAGUAAUAAUAAUUCUAGUUUAGAAAAAAACAAUAUGAAAGAAAAUGAUAUAUAUUCAAAAGAAGCAAGCAAAAGAAUAAUGGAUAUUUUCAGAACAUUAAAUUCAAAUGGUUUAGUGUCACAAGAAUCAUUAUUGGAGAAUCAAGGUAUACCUAACAAUAAUAACAAUUACAAUAAUUACAGUAAUAAUAGAAAUAAGAAUCAAAAUAAUAUUAAUAUGAAUCAUAAUAAUAAUAUGAAUAAUAGUAAUAAUAAUAUUAAUAACAAUAUGAAUUAUUACAAAAAUAAUCAUAAAUAUCAUUCAAUGGAUAAUGUGACAUAUAAAAAAAACUUUAUUAAUAAUUAUAGCAAUAAUGAUGGAAAUAAUAAUAAUAGUAAUAAUAAUAGUAAUAAUGUGGAACAUUAUUAUAUGAAUAAUAAAAAGGCUUUUAAAAAUAAAAUUAAUAACUACCAUAAUUUACCAGAUAAUAAAAAUAAUAUCAUGAAUAAUAAUACAUAUAAUAAUAUUAAUAAAAAUAAUUUAUCUAAUAUGGAAAAUUUUCCACCAUCAUUAUCAUUUAAUAAUUCAGAUGUUAAUAAAAAUAAUACACAAGGAAAUAUUAAUAUUACUCCCAUAAUUAAUUCAAUAUUACGUUUAGAUAAUGAAGUUGAUAAUGUGCACAACAAUUCAAUAUCUGAAAACAUACAGAAUGCAAAAGUAAGUAAUGUUUUAGAUUCAUUAAAGUCAUUAUUAAAAGCUUCAAAAAACCAAGGUAAUAAUAAUUAUAAUAUACCAAAAAAUUUUAAUAAUAAUAAUAAUAAUAAUAAUCAUAAUAAUAGUAAUAGCAAAUUUAUAAAUUAUAACUCACAACAAUUUUAUCCAUCACAUCAACAACAACAACAGCAACAGCAACAGCAACAAAUACAAAUGCAAACACAAAUAAAUCGUACUCAUUUGAACGAUUAUAAUAAAAAGAAAUUUAAUAAAAAGGAAAGGUAUCCAAUGAAAUAUCCUGAAUUUGAUGGAACUACAAACGAAACUAUGAUGGUACGAGAAAAGGCAGAAUUUUGCAUAUACUUUUAA
Messenger RNA from Plasmodium gaboni, 1860 nucleotides. The record is from the annotation of a RefSeq genome assembly. Lineage: Eukaryota; Apicomplexa; Aconoidasida; Haemosporida; Plasmodiidae.